Molecule: messenger RNA, 2490 nt
Organism: Nylanderia fulva
Lineage: Eukaryota; Metazoa; Arthropoda; Insecta; Hymenoptera; Formicidae
Source: RefSeq, a predicted model, not a curated record
UACAAAGCAGAUAUCAUGGCAACGUCAAGCUCAGUAAGUAAUACUUGGGUUUUAGAUUAUUGCACGAUAGAAAAUAAUAAGGCAAAAUGCGAUAUUUGUUCCUGGAAUCAUAAUCUUAUUGACGAACAAUUAGACCAAAUAAAAACUCACUUUAUACACAAACAUAAAAAAUCUUAUUGGACUAUUAUCAAAUCAUCAAUAAUCAACUUUAGAUCAUAUGAAUCGACGCAAGUUUAUGCAAUAAAAAAUUAUGACGUCUACUGCAAUUUUUGUAAUCAAAUUUUUUUUGGAGAAAACAUAAAGUUCCGUUAUAUACAAAAACAUAUAACGAAAACUCAUACAGUUGAAAUAAAUAAAGCAAAAGAAAUCUACAAAUGGCUGCAACAACAUUUUGGCGAAAAUAAUAUGGAUGCAAAAUCGUGCUGCUGCAAUCAUUGCAAUAAUGACAUUCCCAAUAAACCAGUAUUUUUAAUGAUUCAUUUGGAACAAGUGCAUGAUGAGAUUAAAAUACCUGAGGAGAUCAGACCAACAGAAUUAUGGAAGUGUAUUGCAAAUAACAACGAAUGGAUGUGGAAAUUUGUCACAAAAUAUUUAUUAACAAAAAAUGAGGAACAUGUAAAUUGCAAUAUUUGUGAUAAACGUUUAUCUAUUACCGUAGAUUACGCAACUAUAAAUCUCCACAUAUAUCGUAAACAUAAAACAGAUUAUAGAAAACAAAUUUCAUUACAAGUUUUAAAAGAAAAGAACUUUUUUUCUAUAGAAAACGAUCAAGCAAAAUGCAAUAAAUGUUCACAUAUUAGUUCUAUUCGUUGUAUUGAUCAGAACAAGGAUCUGGAAAAUCAUUUUUCGAAUGAACAUAAACUUGAUUACGCUCAAAUAAAUAAUUUUGUCAACUGGCUAAAAUUGUAUCAAAAUGUAAUUUAUUUUCAAACAUUAGAAUGCAAUGCUUGCAAGAACAUUUCUAAUGACAAUUAUUUUAGUUUAAUGAAACAUUUUAUUAAAGAACAUCCAAUCAAAUUUCUCUUACAUCUAAUAUCAAAAAAAUUAUUAGAUAAUUUACAAAUUUUAAAAAUAUUUAAUGAUGCUAAGGAUAUUGCUAAACCAGGAGGCAGCAAUCAGCAGCCACGUCAGAAUAUUAACCAAAGUUCUUUCAAAAUUACAUCACCAAGGUUAUCAGAUAUUUCAGAGUUUAAAAGUUCUGAUAAUGACAUAGAAAAUGUAGGUACAUCAGCAAUAAGCAGCUAUGAUCAGCCAAUUCCGAAUAUUGAUCAAAGCUCUUCCAAUAACACAUCAAAAAGAUUAAUAAAUGAUAAAGAUUUAGAUAUUUCAAAUGCUGAUGAUGAUGCUGAAGAUAAUGCUACAUCAAGCUGUCAGCAGCCAGUUCAGAAUGUUGAUCAAAAUUUAUCCAAAAUUUCACUAACGAGUAGUGCACGACAGAUAAUACAAAGUAGAUAUAUCAUGGACACGUCAAGCUUAGAAGAUAGUAAUUGGUUUCUGAAUUUUUGCACAAUAGAAAAUAAUAUGGCAAUGUGCGAUAUUUGUUCCUGGAAACGUAAUCUUAUUGACAAACAGUUAAACCAAAUAAAAUCUCACAUAACAAGUAAACAUAAAAAGAUUUAUCGGAGUAUUAGCUCAUCAUCAGUAUUCAGCUUUAGAUCAUAUGAAUCGACGCAAGUUUAUGCAAUAAAAAAUAAUGACGUUUACUGUAAUUUUUGUGAACAAAUUUAUUUUGGAGAAAACAAAACGUUGCGUUAUAUACAAAAGCACAUAACGGAUACUCAUAUAGAUGGAAUAAAUAAAGCAAAAGAAAUCUGCAAUUGGCUACAAAAACAUUUUGGCAAAAAUAUUGUGGAUGCAAAAUCAUGCUGCUGCAAUCAUUGCAAUAAUGACAUUCCCAAUAAACCAGUAUUUUUAAUGAUUCAUUUGGAACAAGUGCAUGAUGAGAUUAAAAUACCUGAAGAGAUCAGACCAACAAAAUUAUGGAAGUGUAUUGCAAAUAACAACGAAUGGAUGUGGAAAUUUGUCACAAAAUAUUUAUUAACAAAAAAUGAAGAACAUGCAAAUUGCAAUAUUUGUGAUAAACGUUUAUCUGUUACCGUAGAUUACGCAACUAUAAAUCUCCACAUAUAUAAUAAACAUAAAACAGAUUAUGGAAAACGGAUUUCAUUACAAGUUUUACAAGAAAAGAACUUUUUUUCUAUAGAAAACAAUCAAGCAAAAUGCAAUAAAUGUUCACAUAUUAGUUCUAUUCGUUGUAUUGAUCAGAACAAGGAACUGGAAAAUCAUUUUUCGAAUGAACAUAAACUUGAUUACGCUCAAAUAAAUAAUUUUGUCAACUGGCUAAAAUUGUAUCAAAAUGUAAUUUAUUUUCAAACAUUAGAAUGCAAUGCUUGCAAGAACAUUUCUAAUGACAAUUAUUUUAGUUUAAUGAAACAUUUUAUUACAGAACAUCCAAUCAAUCAAAUUUCUCUUACAUCUAAUAUCAAAAAA